This is a messenger RNA of Rhagoletis zephyria (snowberry fruit fly), 1084 nucleotides long. Its product is annotated as putative fatty acyl-CoA reductase CG5065. Gene Ontology annotation, molecular function: alcohol-forming very long-chain fatty acyl-CoA reductase (NADP+) activity. Gene Ontology annotation, cellular component: peroxisome. Gene Ontology annotation, biological process: long-chain fatty-acyl-CoA metabolic process. Lineage: Eukaryota; Metazoa; Arthropoda; Insecta; Diptera; Tephritidae. The record is from RefSeq and is a predicted model, not a curated record.
AUGCCUCUCGCGUCACUUUUUUCAGAAUCUCCAGAGCCGAAAACCCAAAACGGCUCAGCAACCUCAUUAAUUAACUCCAUCAAUGGCGAUUGUUCUGGUGAAAAUAGGCAAGAAAUGGGUGGCGUUGGAGCUAAUGAAAUCAAUAUUGUACCUGAUUGCACAAUAACCACAAUCAAUAGCAUUGACCAAACCGCCAAUAAAACUGCAAGCACGAACAAAGCAGUCGUAAACAAUUACCAAAGCAAUGCUUCAACAACAAGCGUUAGCACUAAAUAUACAACAACAACAACAAAAACGAUGAAUUCGGUGCACAAUACACUCAGCUCAUCAUCGUCUAACUGCAAUGAGCCGGUUGAAAUAAGCGCAACGCCAACACCAACACCAACACCAACACCAACACCAAUUACUGAUUUCUAUCGAAAUGCCACCAUUCUUAUCACUGGCGGUACCGGUUUCGUUGGAAAAGUACUCACACAAAAAUUAUUGCGUGCAUUUGAGUUGCGUAAAAUAUAUAUGUUGAUUCGUUGUAAAGAUAAUAUGAGUGUGGAGCAGCGCUUGGAGAAUUUCUUCAGCGAAUCGAUCUUCGACACUAUACGUGCCGAGCAGCCAGAUUUAUUUCGAAAGGUGCAUCCCGUUCGUGUGGAUUACGGCGCUAUUGAUUUGGGCAUUAUCUCAGAAGAUAGAGAGAUUUUAUGUGAAGAGGUGGAGAUUGUUUUCAACGUUGUCGCUUCAGUCAAAUUCAACGAAAAGCUCAGCGAUGCAAUUGAUAUAAACGUUUUAGGUACAAAGAAGAUACUUGAUUUAUCAAUGGAAAUGAAAAACUUAAAGUCACUUGUACACAUUUCAACACUUUAUUGCAAUUGCAACCGGAAAUUCAUCAAAGAGCGGGUAUAUGAAAAUGAUAUUGGCUAUGAAAAAAUAAUGCAGAUUUAUCGCAUUUUUGACGAUGAGACAUUGGAAAAGUUUCGCCAUUGCCUGAUCGGUGAUAUGCCCAAUACAUAUACGAUGACCAAGAAAUGUGCUGAAAAUUUGGUUAAUCAUCGGGCGUUCUACUUGCCAGCUGGCAUAUUUCGACCACCGAUCG